Drosophila navojoa is the source of this 597-nucleotide messenger RNA. RefSeq names its product clumping factor B. The record is from RefSeq and is a predicted model, not a curated record. Lineage: Eukaryota; Metazoa; Arthropoda; Insecta; Diptera; Drosophilidae.
AUGCGGGUCGGAGUCGUAGCCGGAGCCCGAGUCGGAGUGGGACCCGGAAUAGGAGGCUUAGGCGAAGUCGGGGAAUUAGUCGAAGUCGCACCGGAGUGUGACUCGAAACCUGAGUCGGGAUCGGAAUCGGAAUCCAAGUCUGACUUCAAGGCGAACUCCAAGGCGGAGUCCCAUUCGUGCUCCAAGGCGGAGUCCCAUUCGGACUCAAAUGCGGAGUCAAAUUCGGACUCCACUUCCGACUCCAAGGCGGAGUCCCAUUCGGACUCCCCUUCCGACUCCAAGGCGGAGUCCCAUUCGGACUCCACUUCCGACUCCAAGGCGGACUCCACUUCCGACUCCAAGGCGGAGUCCCAUUCGGACUCCAAGGCGGAGUCCCAUUCGGCCUCCACUUCCGACUCCAAGGCGGACUACGAUUCGGUCUCCAGGCCGGGGUCAAAUUCGGAGCCCGCGUCCAAGUCGUCCAAGUACUCCAAGGAGGGCUCCAACUGGAACUUCAAGUCAGUGGCGGAAUCCGAGUCGGAAUCUAUGUCGAGCUCGUUGGCAGAGUUUGGUUCGGAGUCGAUGUCGGAGGCGGAAUUUGAACCGAAUUUUCAGUAA